UUAUGGCAUAAACAAAAAUAAUAAAAAUCAUAUGCCGUAUCUUUGCUUUACAUAACAAUCUAUUCUUAAGAUGAUUUAACUUCCGUGACACAAAAUAAUAUGCCACGUAUCGUCUCAAAAGAUAUACAUACAGUGCUUAAUUUGCCAAGAAAGUCAAAUGCGAAAACUUGAAAACUUAAACCGCCAACCAGUAAAAGUUUGAAAAAUGGCUUCACCACCAGAAAAACUGAAGAAUGAGGCAAACGGAUGUCGUUUAAGUAAACUUUUGAUAAAUAAAGGAACACAAGCAUUGAAAACGAAAUUGCAAUUUAUAUUAAACUCUUGCUCAUCAAAUUUACCUGCCAAACUAAAGGAUCCUUCAACAAAGAGUAAGUUAAAAUCAUUAAAAUUCACCAACAAAGAGCAAUGGAAUCUACUUUAUGGUACUGGUUCACCUGACAUUGAAGAAUUUGAUAUCUCGUUGUUAACUGUCCUAUUACGAAAUAUAUGUGGUCUAACACCGCCAGCUAGUGGGUGGAAUAAUCUUCCUUCCCCUUCAGAUAACUCAGUCUCAGCAAAUAUUGCAAGAAUAAAGUACUAUCGAAACGAAGUUUACGGUCACAUAAGCACAACUGGUGUAGAUGACAGUAAGUUUGAGGACUUUUGGAAGGAAAUCUCAAAAGCACUGGUUGGUCUGGGUAUUCAACAAACUGAAAUAGAUGAAUUGAGGGAAGCUCCUCUCAGUCCUGAGGAGGUAAAUUAUAUUGAUAUGUUGGAGAAGUGGUAUGAAAGAGAACAAGAGUUAAUUGAUGUUGCUGAGAAAACCAAAGAAGAUGUUGGAGAUAUAAAAAAGGACGUAGUGGAAAACAAAAAACAUGUGUUACAAAUAGAAAAGAAAGUGGAGAAAAUUGAAGAAAAGAUGGCAACAAAAGCUGAUGUAGCGGAAGUAAAAGAAAUUGUACAGGACAAAACAUACUCGAAUGUCAAAAAGCUAGGAAAGUGUAAUUUUAAAGGUCUUAUAGCAAAUCUUAAUAAAAAACAUUUACCAGGUACUAGAGAAUGGUUAUUUGAAAAAGUCGACACCUGGUUCAACGAUAAAAAUACAAAAACUUCUAAUGUCAUGAUCUUGAUUGCUGGUCCUGGAGUUGGUAAAAGUGUAUUUGCCGCCGAGGUGUGUCGACGAUAUUCUGAAAAGAAGAAACUUGCUGCUUGUCAUUUUUGCAAAUAUAAUCGAUCGGACUAUAAAAAUCCUCGAAUGUUGAUAGAAUCAUUGGCCAGCACCAUGUGUGAUACGAUACUAGGUUUUAAAUCUAAACUGAAUGAAGAAUUACAAAGAAAACAUUCCAAAGAAUCGAUUGCAGAUGCAUUUCGUGUUUUAUUGAAUGAUCCAUUGCAUUCCUUGGAAGAUCACGAACCAAUGCUUUUGGUUAUUGAUGCAUUAGAUGAAAGUCAAGUUGACGAAAAAAGUGAAUUAUUAGAAUUGAUUGAAGAGGAAUUCAACAAACUACCUCAAUGGAUUAAAGUCUUCAUCACCAGCCGUCCAGAACUUCUUGUUCAAAAAAAGUUUAAAAAAAUGGAUCCUGUGGAAAUAAAACACGAUCCCCGAAAUAAAAACAACGAAGAAGACCUGCACAAGUAUUUAAGACAUGAAUUGAAUGACCAUGAGGAAACAAAUGACCACGUUGAUAUCAUUUUCCGGUUAUUAGUCAGGAAAUGUAAGGGAUCAUUUCUGUACGCUUAUCACGCCCAACUGGCUUUGAAGGAAGAAAAUGUUGAACUUACAAUUGAGAACAUUAAACGAUUAGUUCCUAUUGGGUUAAGCGAUUUUUACACGAAGCAAUUCAAGGCACUACUGAUUGAGAUAAGAAAAGAAACACUAAAUCCAGUUCUUUUAGAAGACAACUUUACCAAAUUUCUUCAAGUGCUGGUUGCUUGUCGAAAUUCUUUACCAAUAAAGUUACUGACUUCAUGUAUAGGUUUUUCUGAUGACGUCAGCUUUGAAGUCCCAAGUAAAAUUAGUGGAAUAAUAUCUCAAGUUUUGCCAGUUUACGAUGGUUGCCUGACUGUGUAUCACAAGUCUCUUAUUGAUUGGUUGAAAUCGGACGGAUAUGAAAAGCAUGCAUUUACAGUUGACGGUCACUGUGUUGUCAAUGGGCAUAAGUUGUUGAGAAAUGCUUGCGAGGAAGAAUUUCGCUACAUCAAGUCGUUAACGCAUUUUCAAGAUCUGAAGAUCACUGCUAUGUGUACUUAUGCUUUGCAAAAUGGGAUACAUCAUAUGUUGGAAUGUGGCGAAGAUGUUGACUUUAGUUUGGUAGUAGAUAUUCGUAUCAUCUAUGCCAGUUCAAAGAUAUUCUUUUUAGUGUGGGAUCUCCGUUCUUGGCUGAAUUGCGUCCUCCAGCAACGACGAAUGUCUCUUAGAAAAGACGUCAUAGAUGAAAUACAUUUCAUUCUCGAUACCAUUAGUCACAUUUCAACUCAUUUACUUUCGAAAGAGUUCGUUCCUUAUUAUCUCCAAUGUGUCUUAAAUAGAAUCCAUAGCAGUGACCGACAAAGAUUUUUGGCUAGGAGCAUGUUGCAUCAAGGAAACUCUGCUUGGUUUGAGGAUUUAGACUCCACUUAUCUAACAAACCAUUAUCAUUCGACAGUCUCUUUGCGUUAUAAAAUUACAUCUCUUUGUUUGUCGUCUAAUGAAGAACUUCUUGCAGUAGGAUAUGAAAAUGGUGAACUAUCUAUUCUUGAGCUUCCAGAAUUCAAAGAACGAUGGUGUCUACGCCCUGGUCUUGAUGAUUCAAAGUCAACAAAGCCCGAAAGCAUCUGUUGUUGUUCCUUCUCACCUGCCGGCAACAGACUGGUAACUAGUGAUUUUUCCACUGAAUUAAAGUUGUGGGAUGUGAACAAUAACCGUUUGUUAUCAUGUUUACAAGCAGAUGGAAUCGUUGACAGCUGUUCUUUUGUAGAUUCUGGGUUGUUCAUUGCAGCAGAAUUACUAGAAUACACAUUCUGCCCAUUUAUUUUCACGGCAUGGAAUGCAUUCACUUUGCAAAGAGUCGAUCGACGCCGAAAUAUUAUUUCUCCACCAAUUCAGUGCCCUGAUGGACGCGCAAAAAUUGCGUACACCAACUAUGGUCGUUGUAUUUAUGAGUUGCUAAACGUAAUCGAUGUUUUUGGGAAUUUUAGUUAUGUGUUGCCUAACGCGAUAGAUGCGUAUUUAGAACUCCUACCCCUUCCCUCUCCGGCAAUGAAAAACCAUUGGCGGGAAUGUGUUUUCUAUCAUACCAAACUCGUGCUAGAUACUUCCAAAAUCACCGAGUUAGUGGAAACCGUGGAUCGAAACAAACACUACAAAACAAAGUUCGGAGACUGCCCAUGUAUCCACAGGGAAUUUGGAACAGUUGCACCAAUCACCAUGAAUGUAUUUUACGUGGUGCCCUAUAUUUCCGAAUUAAGUGUUUUUAAAAUAGAUAGUUAUUCUGAGAAGCACUCAUUAAGGUGUCGGGACCAUCAAAUUAAAUGCUGUUGCUUUUCACCAAAUGGGUCUUUCUUGGCUACUUGCAGUUACUAUGCCCCAGUCUACAUCGACAUUUGGGCCAUCCAGCACUGCACCAUUGUUCAGACUGUACAAAUGCAACUGGAUGAUGCACUAGGAUGCUGGUGGUCGAACGGUUUACUGUGGAUAUGGGAUGGUUCUGAUCAUCUUGCAAAGAUAUUGACUUCCUCUGAUUCUUUUGUUGAGUCCGCUGGGUUAGAAAUGAUAAAUAUUGGAUUUAAACCCAAAAACAUCUUAACAUUUGGCGAUGUUCUAGUUUGUAUUGACCUAGAAAAUGUUGUUCGAGUUGUUAGAAUUAUUAACGGGGAAAUACAAUACAACGAGAGACUACCUAUCGACAAUUCAAAAUUCAAAGCAGCUGUAUCACCUGACAAUUCUGUCAUUUUAACUGUUUGCCGUAAAAAGAGCAUACAGAUCAGUGUGUGGAAAUGGCAAAAUUGUGAAAGCACAGUACUAAAAAAUGUGCACAUUAACGAAAUUCUUGCACCAAGACAAACAGAUAUAACUCGCUUCAAUGUCUGCUUGACAAGCGAUGGUAAAAAAGUGGUUCUUGUGUUAGUUUUUUUUGAAAUAAGUGACUCGCACCGUGCGACGGCUUUCUUUAGAAACUUUCUAAUUGAUGUGCAUUCGAACGGUGACCCUAAACCUUUUUCCGAUAGAAUCGUCUUUAAUACAGAAAUUUUACUAGCUAGUGAAUCGUACUGUGUUGGAAAAAACAUUAUAGAUGGUUUAGUAGCUGUUCAUUUUGAAAAUGGUCAAGAAUGUAAUAUGAAAAUACAUUAUGUCCCUUGGAAAUCGCGUAACGUGGGUGAUGAUAACAUCCCUAUUGCUAGCAUGCAUCCUGGAACAGACACUGUCGUCUCGAUAUCUAACAAAAGACGUAAAAUUCGAUUUUUGAAAGUCCAUUUUCCUCCGAUAAAUAAACAUUAGCGCAAUCUCAUUAUCAAUGUUUUUGAGCUUAGCGCUUGUCAACAUGUGAAGUAGAUAUUGAUAAAGAACAGUCAGUAUUUUGAAAAAUUAUCGUCCAACAUACAAUGAAGGGAAUAUUAAAAUUUAUGUUUUUAAUUCUCCUUGAAUUGUCAUUUGUUUUGUUCAAAA
This is a messenger RNA of Xenia sp. Carnegie-2017, 4624 nucleotides long. RefSeq lists its product as uncharacterized. The transcript is spliced from 4 exons. The coding region runs from base 206 to 4456 and encodes 1416 amino acids. Gene Ontology annotation, molecular function: protein binding. Lineage: Eukaryota; Metazoa; Cnidaria; Anthozoa; Malacalcyonacea; Xeniidae. The record is from RefSeq and is a predicted model, not a curated record.